CAUCAUUAAUUUAACAACACUGCACAAUGACAACUUUGAGUAAACUUGUUCGUGAAGAGUUCUGUUGAAUAGUUGUGUGAGAGGCUCUGCCUAUAAUUAGUUUCCGAAGACCGCCUCAGCUAUUUUUAGCACCGCACGACGACUGAAUUGGAUGGUGCUAACGAAGUCAGGUUCAUGAAUCUUCGCCACAGAGUACGGAAACUGAAAACACAAUGAGACUCAAAAGAAGCAACAAACAACAAUGGCGACGACGAAUAGAUUGAGUUUCAUCAAAACACAAACCAUUGAUACUAGGAAUCCCACUAAUCAAAUCCAUCGUCAUGCAGAGAGAAUAUUACGGCAACAAAACGUCGACUUACUCGCAGAUAUUGGUGGUGUCAUCGGUAGGUUUGAUGAUAGCAGCCGCAGUGCAUUACCGUAUACGGAGGCUACGUGAUUCCAAAAUCAUCCCUCGUCUUAGAUUAUCUCACAAACACAAAGACCAUGAGAAACUCGAAAGAUUCUCUCAUUACGUUGCAAGGCAAAUGGGAUUCAAGGACAGAAGAGAGUGUCCAAAUCUCUGCAAAUUAGCAGCAGAAUACAUCAGGAAAUCUGAAUGUUGUGAAGAAGAUAUUUACAGCUUUUUCUCUCAAGAGCCUGACGCUGAUACCCUCUUCAUUAAGCUUGUUGAGGAGUUUGAAAGAUGCAUUCUCAGCUACUUUGCGUAUCACUGGAGCCACGCCGAUCUCAUGAUUAGCCAGAUACUGAGCGCAGACGCAGAGCCAAAGAGGAAGCUGAAGCAAAUUGUGAUGGCAGCUACACGGGAGCAGAGGAUUAAGAGGGUGACUAAGAACUUGAAAGUGGCAAGAGUGUUCAACACUUUGGUAGAGGAAAUGAAAGCAAUGGGGCUCGCGUCUACGGAUGACUCACAGUGUACAGAAGUUAUGGCACCAGUGGCUCACAAAGACCGCAGUCCGGUUCUACUCCUCAUGGGUGGUGGGAUGGGCGCAGGAAAGAGCACUGUGCUCAAGGACAUACUCAAAGAAGCAUUCUGGGCAGGAGCAGACUCUGUGGUGAUUGAAGCUGAUGCUUUCAAAGAAUCUGAUGUCAUUUACAGAGCCUUAAGCUCUCGUGGCCAUGUCGAUAUGAUCCAGACAGCUGAAUUGGUUCAUCAGUCAUCAACAGAUGCAGCUUCAUCACUGCUAGUGACGGCCCUGAAUGAAGGGAGGGAUGUGAUCAUGGAUGGGACACUCUCAUGGGUACCAUUUGUGGUGCAGACAAUAACAAUGGCGAGGAACGUGCAUCGUCACCAUUACAGAAUGGGAGCUGGAUACAAGGUUGGUGACGAUGGGGUUGUCACAGAGAACUAUUGGGAACGGAUUGGUGAAAGGCAACAGCUUCAAGAGGAUGGGCGUAGGAGAAAACCAUAUAGAAUUGAACUAGUUGGAGUUGUGUGUGAUGCAUAUUUAGCAGUUAUAAGAGCCAUUAGGAGAGCCAUCAUGUGUCGAAGAGCAGUUAGGGUGAGAUCGCAGCUGAGAUCUCACAAACGGUUUGCGGAUGCAUUUCCUACGUACUGCAACCUUGUUGACAAUGCUAGGCUCUACUGCACCAACGCGCUUGAAGGAUCUCCAAAGCUGAUAGGUUGGAAAGAGAAAGAAAAGACAUUGCUAGUGGAUCCAGUGGAGAUAGAGUGUUUGAAGCGAGUAGGAGCGUUGAACGAGAACGCAGACUCCAUUUGCGAGCUCUAUAAUAAACCCAAUCCCGCUUGUGAAGCAGGAUCAAUCUGGAAAGACAUUGUUCUUUCACCUUCAAGGUUUAACAUUCAACAAGGACUCAAACACUCGAUUCAGAAAGUAGAAAGAUCUAAACAACAUCUCAACAACACCACCAAAAGCUGAAUAGGUCUUUGUUAAGAUUGUAUACAAACCAUUGUAUGUAACAAAAUUAGGCUUCAAGAAACUCAGAUUUGGCAUCUUCAACGAUUGAUGAAAACAGAUUUAUCUUUAUAUAUAUAUGAUUUUGAAAGCAUAGUAAUAGUUCAAGGAGCCAUUGAAUUACACAAGAAAGAAGACUGAGAUAAAGAAAAAAAGCAAAGAAGUCACACAUAAAGGAUCAUUGAAUUA
Molecule: messenger RNA, 2102 nt
Organism: Camelina sativa (false flax)
Lineage: Eukaryota; Viridiplantae; Streptophyta; Magnoliopsida; Brassicales; Brassicaceae
Product: calmodulin calcium-dependent NAD kinase-like
Molecular function (GO): ATP binding; kinase activity
Source: RefSeq, a predicted model, not a curated record